AUCUCUUUUUACCUUCAACAGAAAAGAUACCACUGAGAAUACAUUCAGUUAAACCAGUGCCAAGAACAAUGAUAUCGUAGUUGUCAUCCUUUUUUGAAGUGUGUCAGUCUCUACUUUUUUUUCUCUCUCUUUGUUAUUUUUUAUUACAUAAUGAAGACAUUUAUAGAUGAAUUACCAUUCGAAAUUAUUCUGCAAAUAUUUCAACACGUUCCUUUAUCUACGUUUAAUGCCUUAUAUUCCGUAUUUCCGCAAGCAUUAGUUGAUGAAGCACUCGUCUUUAAACUUCGAAACAAUAAGUCAAAACCAUUGUUAAACCUAGUUUCAACAAAUCUUCAUGAACUUUCUACGGAUGUACAGUCUGACCUAAACAAACGAAAUGAAUCUUCUCUAUUCUUAUAUUUUGCUUCUUUUGACCCUUACAACAGGUUCAUUUGGACAGUGCCUGAUUUUUGUUCCUUUCAACAUUAUUUCAGAGUAAAAGAUGCAUAUGUGUCUCAUGGCAAACUUGUUAUUCGUCAUCCAAGUGACAGUGGAUUACAAAAGCCCUUGCUUUCACUAUGGGAUAUCCGAAAGAGCUUCCCUCCUGUAAGAGCUGGUUCCUUCUCAGGUGCAAGCGAAUACUCGACAAAAAAAGUUCAGCAGCUGACAAUACAUCAGUUGGGUUGUAUCUUAGAUACUUGCUUAAUACCUACAUCAAAUGUAGCUCCAGACGGAAUUAUCAUGCUUCAUAAUGUAAAAUCCGAAGAUAAGGAUGCGAUAAAGAGGCCAGCCUUACCGAAUUAUCUAUCAGUAUAUCGACCUUUCUAGAAUUAUGUCCUAGUGCAUUUGAUCAGCAAUUUUUGUGCAGUGACUGAUCUUUAUCACUUUUUUAAUGCAUGAAAUAAAGGGAAAAAGAAACUUAUGCUUUGACGAGUUCAUCCUUGACGAUUUUUAGUAGAGGAAAUGAUCACAUUACAAGAAUCGUAAAUACACUGGGAAAAGUCGUCAUGAUCAAGAAACUUGCAUUCCUCUACAUUGUCUCGAAGCCUGAAGAAAUACUCGAAUAAAAAAGAACUAUCAAGCUAA
Rhizopus microsporus ATCC 52813 is the source of this 1065-nucleotide messenger RNA. RefSeq lists its product as uncharacterized. Bases 151 to 807 code for a protein of 218 amino acids. NCBI's taxonomy places the organism in Eukaryota, Fungi, Mucoromycota, Mucoromycetes, Mucorales, Rhizopodaceae. The record is from RefSeq and is a predicted model, not a curated record. The transcript has 3 exons.